This is a messenger RNA of Zingiber officinale, 1968 nucleotides long. Its product is annotated as terpene synthase 10-like. Gene Ontology annotation, molecular function: magnesium ion binding; terpene synthase activity. The record is from RefSeq and is a predicted model, not a curated record. Bases 44 to 1849 code for a protein of 601 amino acids. Lineage: Eukaryota; Viridiplantae; Streptophyta; Magnoliopsida; Zingiberales; Zingiberaceae. The transcript has 7 exons. Gene Ontology annotation, biological process: diterpenoid biosynthetic process.
GUGCCAAGUUCAAAUUUUUUAUUGCAAACGGGAGCGGAAAUUUAUGGCUAACCAACAAGCAAUGCCUAUCCGACAUAGUAGCAAUAAUGUCUGUGCUCCCAUGAUACCCUUCCUCCCUCGUCGCCCGAUGAAUGUUGCUGCUGUUGAGCAUCGUGGCCGGUGGACGUUGGGGCGUACUCUACAGGUCCGAUGCACUGCCGCAAGUCGUAUAGCUCCUUUGCGGCGGUCGGCAAAUUACCAGCCGAACAUAUGGACUGAUGAGCGUGUGCAAUCCCUCACGGGCAACUCCACGUUGGAACAAGAAGAGAAAAUUAAGAGAAUAAACAUACUGAAGGAGCAAACCAGGGAUCUGAUACACCAGAAGCAGCAAGUAGCAGAACAACUUCAACUAAUCGACCACCUGCAACAGCUCGGCGUGGCUUACCACUUCAAAGGCGACAUUGCAGACGUUUUGAGUCAUCUUCAUGCAUCUUUGGACCAUGUAAGCUGGCAGCUGAAGGAAGAUCUCCAUUCCACAGCGCUGCUCUUCAGGCUCCUCAGAGCAAAUGGUUUCUCUGUUUCACAAGAUUUGUUCAAAACUUUUAGAGAUGAGAAGGGAAGCUUCGAAGUUCGCUGUGAGAACAAGAUCAGAGGGCUUCUGAGUUUGUAUGAGGCUGCCUACCUCGAGAAGGAAGGAGAGAUUGUGCUGAAGGAAGCCAUGGACUUCGCGACCGAGCAGCUGAAAGGAUUCAUGGAGGAGGGAUCUGUUCCUGAGGCUGGCGGUCUCAAAGAGCGAGUGGCCCAUGCCCUGGAGCUGCCAUUGAAUUGGAGGCUGGAACGAGUACAACACAGGUGGUUCAUUGAAGCAUGCCAUGCCGACAACACCAUCAACCCUCUCCUACUCGAGUUUGCUAAGCUCGACUUCAAUAUGGUUCAGGACAUAUACAAGAGUGAACUCAGAGAGCUCUCCAGAUGGUGGUCAGAGCUUGGGUUUUCAGAGAAGCUGCCAUUUUUCAGAGACAGAUUAACUGAGAAUUAUCUGUGGGCAGUCGGUUUCACUUAUGAACCAGAUAGCUGGAGAUGCAGAAUGAUCGAAACAAAGGCAAUCUGUUUUAUUACACUCAUAGAUGAUAUUUAUGAUGUCUAUGGAACCUUAGAUGAACUCCAGCUCUUCACUGAUGUCGUCGACAGAUGGGACUUAACUGCGCUUGACAAGCUUCCAGAGUACAUGACGCUAUGCUUCUUUGCACUAUUCAACACGGUGCACGAAGAAGGUUACCGUGUAAUGAAGGAGAAGGGCCUGAACAUAGUGCCGAACUUAAAGAGAACAUGGAGAAAUCAAUGCAAAGCCUACUUUGAAGAAGCAAAAUGGUUCCACCAUGGCCAAACCCCCAAGAUCAGGGAGUACUUGGAGAAUGCAUGGGUAUCAGUCUCCGGUCCGAACAUUCUAUUUAGUGCUUACUGUGUGGGCAAAGACUUAACUCAAGAGGCCUUGAAAAAUUUCCCCAGUUACCAUGAGAUCACACGCUCCUCCAGCAUGCUUCUUCGUGUUUACGAUGAUAUAGGCACUUCGACGGAUGAGAUAGAAAGAGGCGAUGUAGCGAAAUAUAUUCAAUGCAGCAUGCAUGAGAAAGGUGUCUCAGAGGAGGUGGCACGGGGGGAGAUGAGAGAAUUGGUGAAGGAACACUGGAGAGUAGUGAAUGGAGCUCUUAGUUGGGAUUCUCCAUUUGAAGAGUACUUCAAGAAUGCAGCAGUUAAUUUGGCUCGGACAUCACAGUUCUUUUAUCAGAGUGGGGAUGGAUAUGCCAAGGCUGAUGGAGAAACUAAGUCUCAAAUCAUUUCGGUAUUACUUGAACCUAUCCAAAUCUGAAAUGAAUUCAUCCACAUUCUAUCAUUGUUGUUGUGCGUCGUCGUCGCAGAGGGAUUCUGUCUAAGUAGAAUUUUCAUUCAUCCAAUUAAAUAAAUGGACAUCUUCAUUGAGAUAAUUGA